CUCGCCGUUCCUACCUCGUGCACUCGCGUUGUUGGCAACGCACUGCUGCCGAAUCCGGGGCACUGGCCUGGCCCCGUUGCCAUAUUAUCGGCAUUCUCCAUGGGGCAAACAAGCGUUGCGCGAGGUAUAUAAGGCCCUAGUCUCUCGGGGAGACGGGGCCGCUAUCUCGACAAGCGCGCGCGCUGCAGCAUCUCAACUACUCCCAUACCACGCACAACAACUUGCACGAUGCCAGGCGGCGCAGCGGCUCCCAUCGCGGGUAACGUGUUCAAGGAGGGCCUGUUCCCCCGGCACUACUUCGUCGCGUUCGUCCUCGUCACGUCUCUCUUCUUCCUCUGGGGCUUCGCAUACGGCCUCCUCGAUGUUCUCAACAGUCACUUCCGCUCCACACUGCACAUCACCAAGCUGCAGUCCACCGGCCUGCAGGUCGCAUACUUUGGCUGGGGCUACUUUGCCUUCUCGCCUGUCGCUGGCGAGGUGAUGCGACGCAAGGGGUACAAGUUCACCAUCCUCAUGGGUCUCUUCUUCUACUCACUCGGCGCCAUCUUCUUCUGGCCAUGCGCAAAGUUCUCUGACACCGCGUCCAACAAGCACGCCGUGUUUGGCGGCUUCGUCAUCUGCACCGGCGUCACCGCGAUGGGUCUCGCCUCGCUUGAGGUCGCUGCCAACUCGUACAUCGCCGUCAUGCCGCCCGUGAGCGUGUCUUCGCUCCGCCUCCAGCUCUCCCAGUCGUUCAACGGAGUCGCGUCGUUCGCUGGCCCGCUCAUCGCCUCCAAGUACUUCUUCUCGGGGAAGAACGCCGGCUCGAACACCAACGUCCAGUGGGUCUACCUCGCCGUCGCGGGUAUGGGCGCCCUCAUCGCCGUGUGCUUCGUGUUCGUCAAGCUUCCUGAGGUCGACGAGGCCGAUCUCUUCGGUGACGAGCAGGACGCGAGUGUCCGCAAGCCGCUGUGGAAGGAGACCCGUGCCACCACCGGCGCGAUCGCCCAGUUCCUAUACGUCGGUGCGCAGGUCACCAUUGGUGCCUUCUUCCUCUUCUACGUCGAGGAGAACGCCGGCAUCUCGCAGGCCCGCGGCGCCCAGCUCCUCUCAUACGCGCUGAUCAUGUUCACCGUCGCACGUUUCAUCUCGACUGCGCUUCUGUCGGUUGUCGCCGCCCCCGUGCUUCUCGGCAUCUACGCCGUCCUCGCGACGCUGUGCACGAUCCUCGUCGCCACGCUCCACGGUAACGGCGGCGUGGCCAUGAUCAUGCUCGUCAUGUUCUUCGAGUCGAUCAUGUACCCUGUCAUCUUCACCCUCGCGACCCAGAACCUCGGCUUCAACACGCGCCGUGCCGCCGCCCUCGUCGUCAUGGGCGUGUCUGGUGGCGCCGUCUUCCCGCCCAUCCAAGGCGCCAUCUCGGACAGACACGGCACGCGCGUGUCGUUCUGGCUCGUCGUCCCGUGCUUCGUCUACAUCGCCCUGUGGGCCCUGUAUAUCUGGAACAAGGACGGGCGCUACUUCUCGCCUCUGCAGCAGCGCAAGGACGCCGGUGCGUGGGAGGAGAACAGUGUGGCGAACGACGACGAGAAGGCAACGGGCAACGCUGUGAUUGUCGAGGAGGCCGGCAAGGCCAAGUGGUAGAUUGUAUAGUUGUUAAUGCUAGGGAAUUCAUG
This is a messenger RNA of Vanrija pseudolonga, 1655 nucleotides long. Its product is annotated as Glucose/galactose transporter. The record is from RefSeq and is a predicted model, not a curated record. The transcript has 2 exons. Gene Ontology annotation, molecular function: transmembrane transporter activity. Gene Ontology annotation, biological process: transmembrane transport. Bases 229 to 1623 code for a protein of 464 amino acids. Lineage: Eukaryota; Fungi; Basidiomycota; Tremellomycetes; Trichosporonales; Trichosporonaceae.